Messenger RNA from Acanthamoeba castellanii str. Neff, 369 nucleotides. Its product is annotated as ribosomal protein L23, putative. The coding region runs from base 1 to 369 and encodes 122 amino acids. The transcript has a single exon. Gene Ontology annotation, molecular function: structural constituent of ribosome. The record is from RefSeq and is a predicted model, not a curated record. Gene Ontology annotation, cellular component: ribosome; mitochondrial large ribosomal subunit. Gene Ontology annotation, biological process: mitochondrial translation. Lineage: Eukaryota; Discosea; Longamoebia; Acanthamoebidae.
AUGAGGCGCUUCGAGAAGCUGAACCCGACGAAGUACUGGCUGCCUAAUAUUCCGCUUACGCUGAUGCCUCCGGCACGCAACCUGCCCUCCAACAAGUUCGUGCUGCGCGUGCAGCCCAACAUCACCAAGGUCGAGCUUCAAAACUACAUCUCGCAGCUCUACGGCGUCUCGGUGACAAAGGUCAACACCAUGAACUACGAGGGCAAGCUCAAGCGAGCUCCGCGUCGCGGCAAGUUCUACUCGACUAAGCGCUACAAGAAGGCCAUCAUCACCACCGACGAUUCCAUUCGCGCGGACGAUUUCCAAGAGGAGGGCCGGCGCGGCGCCGGAUUCAUCGAGGGCGAGGUUGUGCCCACCAAGCGACGGUGA